AUUAAAAAACUAAUACACAAACAGAAAAUUAUCUCUGUAUUUGAAAUGUUCUGGGUCAGACAUGGGGAGUUAGGUAAAGAUGUCCCAUCCAGACCCCCCUGACAGAUUUGGGCAGAUUAAGACCCCCUUUAAUCGCUUGUCCUGCACCCCAGCUUCCCACCACUAACCAAUCCUGUUAGGCGUGACUGACCCGCUCCCAACAUGAAAGACAACGAUUGGUCACAGCCACACUAGGCAGGCAAGGAUUAGGGCUGAACAGGGUGGUGUGUCUGGGGCCAGACAAAGACAGGCAGGGGGAGGUUGAGGGGGGCAAGAGGCUAAAUGGGGAGCGCUAAUGAGGUGGACGUGUGGUCUGUGGGCUGUCAUUAGAGGUGAUUAAGACUCUGUGCACGCGACAUUAGCCAGGCAAAGAGGAGACUGCACACAGAGGGAUGAACAUGUGUAUUUGUAGAGGAAGGUGUGGACAUUAUAGACUUCCUUUUGUUAUUUCCCAAUUAGUGGCAUCGUUUGAUGCUAAAUCUCCUUCACAGUCCGGAACGGUCAUUGUCGAUGUGGUCUAGAUCUGGUAUGGAUCUAUACCAAAGUGUAAGUUAAGAGGGUGAGUCAGGGUCUCGCACUGGUCUGUCUCCAGGGCACAGGUUAACCAAACAACUUUGUGAGAACUCAAAGGACAAUGAGGUCUUAUGCUGAAGGGUCAAAUGGCAAUCCAAUAUGCCCUGAACUAAUGCGCAUUAAAGAGAUUAUGGUUUAGAUCCUCUGCAAAUCCAAUAAUCCAGCAUGAGGUAUAUAAAAAUUGUAUUAAUAAGAAAACAUAAAUUAGUAUAUACAUAAAAUUGACAAAUACAAAAUACAAUGUUUUAAACAUCCAAGAACAUGUAACAAACAACAUAACAUCUGUUACCGCGCAAUAGGUCAUUAUGUUUGUACUAAAAUACAAAUGGGUACUUUUUCUCAGUCUAAAUAUUAUUGCAUAUGUGCUUUCUUCUGGCCUGUCUGCCCUGCUCAUUUUGAAAUACAAGUGCAUACUCACAUACACAUGCUGAUUAUGUUAGCUAGGUCAAUGGCUUUGACCUACUUUGAGCGUUACGCUCCGUGGGAUGCCACAGUCACUCACAUCAACCCACCGGAUGGGCAAUUUCCCCUCCAUUUUAUAUAAGAGUAGCUUUUGGCCGGUUUGUUAUUUAUUUAUUUUCCCACUUUUAAUUUCCUCUGUUCUGGUUAUAAUGGCUAUUACUGGUUCCAUCUGUUUAUUUGUUUUAGUUUUUUUCCUGCUGGAUAGAACCAAAGUAUCCUGUUAUAAUUAUAUGAAUGCAUUUGUCAGAAACUGUAGACGGAUUGCUGACCAAUGUCAGGAGAGGAAUAUCCUGCACUCUAUUUGGGUUAAGCAAUAGGUUGCCUCAAAUGAUACAAAAUUGGUUUUAAUUUUGGAGUUGAAAAACAUACCGAAUCAUUUCACUGUAGAAAGAUUGCAGCAAUGUCAAGGACACCUACAUUUCUAUAUUUCGUAGGGGGGACAAUUAUACACACAGUUUCAUUUUGAAAACUGUGUGUAUAAGUGUCAUUUUUUAGUUUCUACAUAUAUAUGACCAGUGAGACAUCAUUCAGUGUUAUCCUCACCACAGGUAACAUCAGCCAUAAAGACAAGCCAAGAUUUGUCAUUUGUACUUCAAUGUCAUUCCACUUGUCUCUUUCACGCUCCUUUGAGCAUGUCAAUAAAUACCUGCUGUGUUUAAAUGUCCCGAGGGGAAGGUCACGCAGUUCAGCCAGUACCGGUUCCUCCAAUCACCGCUAUCUACCUCCUAGCCCCCCUGCCUUCUGCCCCUGCACCUACACCCUUCCUUUGAAACCCUUUUCUCACUCCCUUCCUCUGCCCCCUCCCUCACCUCUCCUGUGAGGUCCUGUGGAGUGUGGUGUCACAACCGCUGUGUGUUCUGAGUCACAUCAAGAUGUCCCGCCUCAGUGUGCGAGCGUGUGUUUGAAGUGGACGUCUCCCCCAACCUCCUUUCCUCCUCCAGGAGUCCCCCCACAGAGCAUGAAGCUUUGGAGGAGCUCUCUAACUUUCCCGGAAUUGUCGGUACAGCUUUUUCCGGUUCUGCUUGCGUAGCUCCCUCGUGGGAAAAAAAAACAGCCAGCUCGUCGAGUGUGUGUGUUUAGUGAGGAGAAGCAGAGGGAUGUCCCUAACUGGAGGCUGGCAUUCCCUAUGGUUGGCUCCACAUUCCAGGCACUCUAUCCUCGGAGCCUGAGCCUAAACCACUGUCUCCUGGCUGCUUGUUCUUCUCGUCAACUCCCUCCUCACCUCAGCAGAGAUGCCUGUAAAAAAAGCACCAGAGCAAAAUCCAUCGACAGCUGAGCAGCUUCCCUGGAUUUCGCUGACACCGUGCCCGCUUGGUCUCGCCUGAGAGGAUGGACACGCUAGAGUCAGAGCUGACUUGCCCAAUCUGCCUCGAGCUCUUUGAGGACCCACUGCUGCUCCCCUGCGCCCACAGCCUGUGCUUCGGCUGUGCCCACCGCAUCCUGGUCUCUCACUGCGCCUCCAACGAGCCCGUUCAGUCCAUCGGAGCCUUCCAGUGCCCCACCUGCCGCUAUGUCAUCUCACUGAGCCCCCAGCGCGGCCUAGAAGGACUGAAACGCAACGUCACCCUCCAGAACAUCAUCGACCGCGUCCAGAGGGCUGCCUCCUCGGGCUGCCCACUGCCCCACAGCGGGCCAAACUCCCCCAGCGAGGACAGUCGACUCGCCUUGGUGCCCGCCGCCAUGACCAGCCCUGGAACGCCACCCGAGCCCAUCCAGUGCCAGUUCUGCGAGCAGGACCCCCCGCAAGACGCCGUCAAGACGUGCGUCACGUGCGAGGUGUCGUACUGCGACGAGUGCCUGCGCGCCACACACCCCAACAAGAAGCCGUUCACGGGCCAUCGCCUGAUCGAGCCGAUGCCAGACACCCACCUGCGAGGCCUGCAAUGCCUGGAGCACGAGGAGGAGAAGGUCAACAUGUAUUGCGUCACCGACGAUCAGCUCAUCUGCUCCUUGUGCAAGCUGGUGGGCCGACAUCGGGACCACCAGGUCGCAGCUUUGAGCGACCGCUACGAGAAGCUCAAGCAAGCGUUGGACUCCAACCUGAGAAAUUUAAUUAAAAGGAACAACGAGCUGGAGUCUCUGAUGGGGAAGCUGAUUCAAACAUGCCAGCACGUCGAGGUCAAUGCGUGCAGACAGGAAGGCAAGCUGAUGGAGGAGUGUGAUCUUCUGAUUGACAUCAUACAACAAAGAAGACAACUCAUUGGCACCAAGAUCAAGGAAGGAAAGACGGUGAGACUACGGAAACUGGCCCAGCAGAUCUCCAACUGUAAGCAGUGCAUCGAUAGGUCGUCUUCCCUCAUCACCCAGGCUGAUCAGACUCUGAAGGAGACCGACCAUGCUCGCUUUCUCCAGAGCGCCAAGGGCAUCACAGACAGGGUCUCCAUGGCGACGGCCUCUUCUCAGGUCUUGAUCCCAGAGAUCAAUUUGACGGACACGUUUGAUACGUUUGCCCUGGACUUCACCCGGGAGAAGAAACUAUUGGAGAACCUGGACUACCUAACCGCUCCGAGUCCCCCAGCCAUCAGGGAAGAGCUGUGCACAGCCUCAUACGACACCAUAACCGUCCACUGGACGUCCGACGACGAAUUCAGCGUUGUGUCCUACGAGCUCCAGUAUGCCAUCUUCACAGGCCUGGCCAACGUUGUCAGCCUGUGCAACUCGUUGGACAGCUGGAUGAUCGUGCCCAACAUAAAACAGAACCACUAUACCGUGCACGGCCUGCAGAGUGGCACUAAGUACAUCUUUGUGGUCAAGGCCAUCAAUCAGGCUGGCAGCCGUAGCAGCGAGCCUGGGACACUGAAGACCAACAGCCAGCCCUUCAAGCUCGAUCCCAAGUCUGCCCACAGGAAGCUGAAGGUUUCCCACGACAACCUGACGGUGGAACGUGACGAGAGCACGUCGAAGAAGGGCCACAGCCAGGACCGCUUCACCAGCCAGAGCAGCUACGGCGUCAUCGCCAACGUCUACAUCGACAGCGGACGCCAUUACUGGGAGGCUCUCAUUGGAGGAAGCACGUGGUACGCGGUGGGGAUUGCCUACAAGUCGGCCCCCAAGCACGAGUGGAUUGGGAAGAACUCCGCUUCCUGGGUCCUAUGCCGCUGCAACAACUCCUGGGUGGUCCGCCACAACAGCAAGGAGAUGGCCAUCGAGCCCUCCCCCCACCUGCGGCGCGUUGGGGUCCUGCUGGACUACGACGUGGGAACCCUGGCCUUCUACGACGCGGUGGGCUCCCAGCACCUCCACACCUUCCGGGUGUCCUUCGCCCAGCCGGUGUGCCCCGUCUUCAACGUGUGGAACAAGUGUCUGACGGUCCUCACUGGCCUGCCCAUCCCAGACCACCUGGAAGGCCUGGAGCCCCAAGACUGAGACAGAGAGGCCCAAACCAAACUGUGUUUGAUAGGCCCCAAGCCCCAUCCACCCUACUUAAUGAACCACCUCCCAAUCCUGCCCCCUUUGUAAGGCACUUUGGUCCAUCGUGGACUGACUAGGGAUGGCCCUCUGGAUAAAAGCCAGAACCCUUUACAGAUAACCUCCACCUCAUCUCAUCCUUGGCACUUGGGCCAGCUGGACAAGGGUGGGUCACACCCCACCCUGGGUCUGACCAUGGAUCACAGUUGGUAUGGAAAGGAGGAGUCCACCCAAAGUAGCUGUACAUGAAGCAUCAUAGUUUGUAACCCAUUUCCAUUAAUAAAGAGCCAAAGUAGCCAUGAGUUUUUACUGACAGUCUACGAGUGCUCAUUUGAUAGUCACAUUAUUUAAGCGUAUGUUGGAAAAUAGUAGCAGUUGUUUCCAUGAAUACUUUUCCCUGCAUUUGCACAUUGUUCAUACAUUAUUUAUGAUGUGUUCGGUGGAUGGAAGCAUAGAGACAUGAAAACUCUAGGGAAAUUGAUUUUUGUGCAAUUACUUUUUUUCUGUUAAACUAUUGUGUAAACUGUUUUGUGUCAACCAUACAUUUUGCAAGACAAUGAUGUCUUUCCUACAAAGUGUGUACUUGUAUAGAUAUCAAAUAAAUGAAAGGUAGGGAUUUUAAUAUUAUUAUUUUUUGUCCCAUUGUUUUUAGUUCAGUCAGAUAGAUUUUUGGUUGUUUAAUCAUGCAUGUUCAUGUGAAUUUAUGUAGUUUCCUCCAAACUUCCAGAUAAACUAAUUAUAUAUUUCUCCAGUUGGUCUUCUGCUCAACUCACUGACCACUCGUUAACAAAUCUUCCAUGAUUAUGCUGCACUGUGAUCAUUGUGCGCCCAACUGUCUACAUUCAUUCCUUUAGUCAGAGCCCAGAGUCCCCACUGGACACUCGAGUAAUUUGUAUUGACCCCAGGGGUCACCAACACAGGUAGUAUGAGAAUUUAGGCCACUAAUCACAAGCACCUGAUUUUGUAAAAUUGUUUAUAUUUUAUUUUAUUGGUGCUCAUUGGAUCAUGGAUCAGUAAUGGAGAAGGUACAAGACAGCCUUGGUAUUUUCACAGUUUGUCAUUGUGCUGUCAAACAAGAAACAAAAUAACAGUUAGCCAUAAAUAUAUUUUGGGGUAAUAUUUAGGCAAUAUGUUUCUUUGUAUUUCAUGCAGAUUGUUUGGUAUUUGUUUCCAUAAUUGUAUAUUCCAUAAUUAUCUUCAAAAUGUUGAUAUGAAUGCUGUGGACACUAUUCAGGAGACAUGUUCUGAAUGCUUUCUUCACUGUGCAAUUCUUCAGUAGCAAAUGUUGAAGGUUCAAUAAAGAGAAGUACUGUG
Hypomesus transpacificus is the source of this 5796-nucleotide messenger RNA. RefSeq names its product E3 ubiquitin-protein ligase Midline-1-like. The record is from RefSeq and is a predicted model, not a curated record. Gene Ontology annotation, molecular function: zinc ion binding; protein binding. Lineage: Eukaryota; Metazoa; Chordata; Actinopteri; Osmeriformes; Osmeridae. Bases 2404 to 4440 code for a protein of 678 amino acids. The transcript is spliced from 10 exons.